Molecule: messenger RNA, 978 nt
Organism: Angiostrongylus costaricensis
Lineage: Eukaryota; Metazoa; Nematoda; Chromadorea; Rhabditida; Metastrongylidae
Source: the annotation of a GenBank genome assembly
AUGACUACCUCAGCGAGCCAAUCAUGGUUUUCAGGUGCAGAAAAGUUGUUGGAACUUUGGUUCAACAGUAGAAGUGAUAGAAAUGGUUCGCUUCGUCUUAUUCCUAGAUAUGAGUUGGACACUAUGCUGAACAUGGCUAAAUGCAAAAUCCUUCACUCAGCUCAUACCGAAUACAUUGACAGUUAUGUGCUGAGUGAAAGCAGCUUGUUUAUUACGGAACGCCGUCUCAUUCUAAAAACUUGUGGUUCGACUCGCCUUCUUGCCGCCUUGCCAAGGAUCAUACAGCUCGCUGCAGUUUAUGGACACCUUGAUCAGCCUGAAGAACAUCGUUCCUUCGAUGCCGAAGUUGACUAUCUUGACAGCUUCUUCCAUAAUGGACAUGCCUACUGCAUGGGGUCUCUAAAACAGGAUCGUUGGUAUCUUUAUACGUACCAUAUUCCGCAGCCUGUCAACAAAGUUGCGGACCAUACGUUGGAGAUACUCAUGACGGAUCUAAGCGAAGACAUUCUUCAUUUCUUCACAAAGGAUGCUUGCGAAAAUGCAAAAGAUUGCACGGAGCGAUCGGGUAUUGACCACAUCGUUCCUAAUGGAACACUUAUUCACGAAGAGCUUUUCGACCCAUGUGGAUAUAGCAUGAAUGCUUUUCUUCCAAACUCUGACCACUAUGCGACUAUCCACGUCACACCAGAAAAGGAAUUCUCAUUUGCUUCAUUCGAAACCAACCAAGACCUCAUUUGUCUAUACAGACAGACGAAACAAGUUGUCAAAUGCUUCCGUCCUGGCAAGCUGUUAAUGACGGUUUUCUCCAACGACGGUUCUGUGAGGGGACGUGAGGCUCAGCAACAACUUUGGGACCGUGAGCUUCCAGGUUAUAAACGCACAAACAUCCAGUUUGUUAGACUGGAGGUUUGUUUAGUAUGUUAUUUUCAUACCAUGUGUAAAAUCUUAUUAAAAAUGCCGUCGUUCUUACUUAAUUAG